CCCCUCUCUCCUUUCCCGUACAUCACCAUGACGCGUGUUGUUGUGGCUAUUGGAGUGCUUGUACUUGGCAUGAUUGCGUGCUGCUCUGGACAGUAUAUUCUUGCUGGACCGAAUGAGGGCGCGGUACAGACGCCGGCUGUCCCUGCUGCGCCUUCGGGCGGACCGGCCUCGUUUGUGGACUGGCUGUACCGGACGACGUGGCUUGAUACCGACACGUCGGCGAUGCCGUCUGUGAGUGUCCCUGGGCUUGCGGGCGUGGGUGGCUCUGUCUCUCUGUACUCGCCGAGCUCGGCGUCGUGCACAGGCGGCUGUGACAUCCUGCUCCGGUCAGACGUGUCUGUGGUCGAGCUGACCGAGGUCCAGCUCGGGCGUCCGGGCGUGGCUAACGACCAGCCGACGACGUUUUGGAUUUCCAACACGGAUAUGCGGUCGACAGCACAGUUGAAGGCGGUUGGCUCUGCCAACGUGGGCCUUGUGUUCAAUUCUGACCGCAACGUGCGGUUCCUUGCGGGCAUGAGCGUGCAGAUGGACUCGAACAGUGAUCGGUUCUCGGUGGUGGCUUCUGGCGGUCUCGGCUCAGGGGCGCUCUCUGCCAACGCGGUGGUGCUUGUCAACCAGGGCACGCUGGACCUUGCAGCGACUAACGCGGAGAUCAACUUUCCGCUUGUGCUCGCGCUUGGGUCGGGCACUGCGGUCAACGUGGUGAUGAACCCCGGCGGCCGGUUCACUUUUGGCGGGCUUGAUGGACGGGCCGGAACGGUGACGACGGUGACGAUCGACACGGAGCAGACGUUUGACCUUGGCUCGUACACCUGCCUUGACGGUGCGGUGCAUGUGCUCAACGUCAAGGGCGACACGGCGCCGCUUGUGGCGCCGAAGAUCAACUUUGGCUGCACCCUUCGGCAGGCGUCCGAGGCUGGUAACGUGCAGCUUGCAGUCGACGGCUCGGGCCUGGGUGGCCUGCUCUUUGGCGAGCUCUCGCUCGAGUGCGCGUCCGGGACCUGCAUCACUGCGCUCAUCCACGAGCUGCAGACGCAGAAGGGCUCGGUGAUCAAGUUUGGCAACACCAACGACAACCAGCUGGUCAUGCCGCCGGUCGACGCGCUCGGCUCGCCGAUGAAGCUCAACUCGGACGUGGUGUGGCCGGUAGGCGUGGUCGGUACCAUUGCCGGCGGCCCGCUCGGGCUCACUGACCGCGGCCGGGUGGUUGUCAACGCGCCGACAACGGCUGUCAUCAACUCGAACGUGGUCCUCACCGCGGGUCAGAUCCUUAUUGUGUACACCAACAAGACGCAGUUUGACACGCCGUGGCUCUCGUUUGGCCCGGCAUCGACCAUCCAGCUUGCCGCGCCAGUUGUUCUCGACAUUACCGCCAUCCAGGACGAGGUUCAGUACGGUGACAAGCUUGUGCUCUUCACCCACGCCCAGGGUGCGCUCGUUGGCGGCUCGAUCGCCUCGGUCGUCAUCAAGGGCUGGGACCUCGGCCGCGAGGGCGACGAGUCGUCGAUGCAGUACAAGGAGACCUCGGUCGAGUUUACCUUUGUCGAGGUCGACUACGGACCCUCGUGCAACGGCUCCGAGUGCCAGCCGCCGGUCGACAACCCGCUCAACGACACCACCGACGCCGUUGUCGCGCCCGUCAUUGUCCAGAAGUCGUCCGGCAUGUCCGCUGGCGUCAUCGCCGGCAUCAUCAUCGCCGUCAUCCUUUUCAUCCUCAUCAUUGCUGGCAUUAUCGCUGCCUUUGUUCUUCUCCGCAAGCGCAACCGCCUCCGCGACAACGUCGGCAAGGACGGCGAAGAGAUGCCUGACAUGGGCGAGGACGACCGCUUCUAACGCCCCACUCACCCUCCUUUGUCACUCCUGCUUGCAGUCGUGGCUCCGGCGCCGGAACCGGUGGCUCUCGGCACGCUGACUUUGUUUUCCCCUGCUCACCUCCGACCCUAAACCCUCGAUGUCGGGAA
Thecamonas trahens ATCC 50062 is the source of this 1961-nucleotide messenger RNA. RefSeq lists its product as uncharacterized. The transcript is spliced from 2 exons. Bases 28 to 1833 code for a protein of 601 amino acids. The record is from RefSeq and is a predicted model, not a curated record. NCBI's taxonomy places the organism in Eukaryota, Apusomonadida, Apusomonadidae.